Messenger RNA from Paramecium pentaurelia, 907 nucleotides. The record is from the annotation of a GenBank genome assembly. NCBI's taxonomy places the organism in Eukaryota, Ciliophora, Oligohymenophorea, Peniculida, Parameciidae.
AUGUAAAAAAUAAUUGUUCCUUUUUUAACUCUGAAUAAUGGCAAUAAAAUUCCAUAGAUUGGUUAUGGUACUUACUAGUGUAGUGGAAAGGAAUUAGUAGAAGGAAUCAAAUAUGCUUUACAAAUGUAAUCAGAUUUAUUAUUAUCAUUAUACUUAGCGGGUAUACUCAUAUAGAUUCUGCUUCUUAUUAUAAAAAUGGCUUAGAUAUUAGAGUUCCUAAAAGAGAAGAUAUUUUCAUCACUUCUAAGAUUGCCCCAUACGAAUAAGGAUAUGAAAAUACUUUAAAAACUUGCAAAAAAAUCCUAUAAGAUUUGGAUACAACUUACCUUGAUUUAUUAUUAAUUCAUUGGCCAGGUUCCUCUGGUAAUUAACCUAAUAGUCCUAACAAUGCCACUGUGAGACUUUAAACUUAUAAAGCUUUAGAGUAAUUAUUUUAAGAAGGAUUAAUUAAAAAUAUAGGUGUUAGCAAUUUUUUAAAACAUCAUCUUGAACAUCUUUUGUAGAAUUGUAAAAUUAAACCUGUUAUCAAUCAAAUAGAAGUACAUCCCUUAUGUUGGGAUUAAGCUACAAUUGAAUUUUGUUAAUAACAAAGUAAUGUUAAGUAAUAUCUAAUUUAGACAUUUUAAUAGAAGCCUAUUCUCCAAUUGCUAGAAAUGACCCAAAAUUAAUUUAGAAUUAAAAAAUGAUAGAGCUUUCAAAGAAAUAUAAUAAAAGUGUUGCAUAAAUUAGUCUAAGAUGGGCUGUUCAAAAGGGAUUUAUAGUAUUACCAAAAUCAAAGACUCCAAAAUAUAUAAAAGAAAAUUUUGAGAUUUUUGAUUUUCAAAUUUUGGAAGAUGAUAUGAAAAUUAUUGACAAACUAAAUCAAAAUUAUCAUACUUGUUGGGAUCCUAGCACAGUUAUUUAUUGA